This is a messenger RNA of Phaeoacremonium minimum UCRPA7, 906 nucleotides long. Its product is annotated as putative phytanoyl- dioxygenase family protein. The transcript has a single exon. The coding region runs from base 1 to 906 and encodes 301 amino acids. The record is from RefSeq and is a predicted model, not a curated record. NCBI's taxonomy places the organism in Eukaryota, Fungi, Ascomycota, Sordariomycetes, Togniniales, Togniniaceae.
AUGAACGCCAGCAUUAUGACUGUGUCUCCUAAGCCUGGACCACAGGUGAGGCUCAUUGAGCUGACAGCUGAAGAGUUAUCCACGAGAAAGAUCGGAUCGCACAAUCUGCAGGCUGCCGUCGAAGCACUUCACCAAGAUGGUAUUGUUGUCCUUAAGAAUGCUGUUGAUCCAGCCCAUCUUGAUCAACUAAAUGCCAGAAUGGUGCCUGAAGCCAAGGAGCUGUACGCCCGGCCAAGUACGCACCGCAACUUUGGUAACAGCACCGGUAAUAUCCAGCAGGAGCCAGUGCUCGAGGAGGGCUACCUCUUCGAAGAUGUGAUAGCGAAUCCCUGGGCUACCGAGGUUAUCCAGUGCAUGCUGGGGCCUAAACCGACUCUCAGAUUCUAUAGCGCAAACACUGCGUUCAAGGCUGAGGGGCGGCAGCCGCCACAUAUUGAUAUCGAUUUCGACUUCCCCAAGUUGCCCUUUGGGUACUGCGUUAAUAUCAACUUGGUCGAUACGUCACCAGAGAACGGAGCGACAGAAGUCUGGCUGGGCAGCCACCAUGAUACGGACAAGUCUGUACUCGACUCCAGUGUGAAGCACAAGCAGAUUAAGGCGGAGCUCCGGGAGGCGCGGCGCAAGUUCAGCCCUCCAAUCCAGCCGAGCCUGCCAAAAGGAUCGCUUAUCAUCCGCGACUUUAGACUAUGGCAUGCGGGUAUGCCGAAUAGGACCGACGAGCCGCGGGUGAUGCUUGUUUCGGUCCAAUUCCCUCACUGGUAUCGAAGUGAUCUGAAGAUCAAGCUUCCCAAGAGCGUCGACGGCAAGAUCCAAUGGGGCGAUAUCACACCUUGUGUGGAUUGGAAGGAGGAGGACUAUGACUACCUGCAGGGUGCACACGACCAUGACUUCACCCUGCAGCCAUAG